Messenger RNA from Prunus armeniaca (apricot), 309 nucleotides. NCBI's taxonomy places the organism in Eukaryota, Viridiplantae, Streptophyta, Magnoliopsida, Rosales, Rosaceae. The record is from the annotation of a GenBank genome assembly.
AUGGAUAGAGUUGGAGUUGAACAUCGGUCGGUGAUUAUAUCUUUCAAUUUAGCAGAGGAGAAUGUCCGAGAAAUUCCACUACCUCUUGCUUCUAUUGAUAGGAGAGAUUAUAUUGUUGGGGCCUUCAGAGAUUGCUUAUGUUUAACACAUGGUGGUGCUGAUGGAGGAAUGCACAAUGAGUUUUGGAUCAUGAAAGAAUAUGGCGUGAGGGAGUCUUGGACUAAAAUAAGGAGCCCCAUCCCAUAUUCUGUAUUGCAACACUCUGGUUUCUGGAAGAAAAGUCAUGAUCUCUUGGUGUUCAGGGACUGA